Messenger RNA from Coffea eugenioides, 1864 nucleotides. Its product is annotated as protein DETOXIFICATION 21-like. The transcript has 10 exons. The record is from RefSeq and is a predicted model, not a curated record. Gene Ontology annotation, molecular function: xenobiotic transmembrane transporter activity; antiporter activity. NCBI's taxonomy places the organism in Eukaryota, Viridiplantae, Streptophyta, Magnoliopsida, Gentianales, Rubiaceae. Gene Ontology annotation, cellular component: membrane. The coding region runs from base 166 to 1710 and encodes 514 amino acids. Gene Ontology annotation, biological process: xenobiotic detoxification by transmembrane export across the plasma membrane.
UUCCCCUGCCGUUCAACUAGUGCAGAUCCCUUUUCCCCUUUCUUUUUCUCCAAUCACUCCUGGAGCCUGCUUUUCAACAGCUACACCGCUGCAUCUCCUGAGUUUCCUGAGUUUUGGUCUGAACUGCCUCUUCACUCUUUUCUCUCUGGUAACAAAAUCAUCUUGAUGUGGUGUUUCUUCUUUGGGAGGGUGUUAAAUCGGCAGGCCUUGCACCUAAUCAUUAUGGAAGACAUAACUAAAAUGUCUGAAGAUGUCAGCAAGAAAUUGUUGACAGAAGUUAGCCAUGGUGAAGAACAUCUUAACGAGGAAGAGAAACUCAAGGACCGGAUAUGGAGUGAAUCGAAAAAAAUGUGGGUUGUUGCAGCUCCAGCAAUAUUUACCAGAUUUUCAACAUUUGGGACUAGUGUCAUCACCCAGGCAUUUGUUGGUCAUAUUGGAGCUACACAGCUGGCUGCUUACUCUUUGGUCCAGACUGUCCUUUUGAGGUUUGCCAAUGGCAUCCUGUUGGGCAUGGCUAGUGGAUUGGAAACUCUUUGUGGGCAAGCCUAUGGUGGAAAGCAAUAUCAUAUGCUUGGAGUCUAUCUGCAAAGGUCGUGGAUUGUCUUAUCUGUGACAUCAACUGUGCUUCUACCAAUUUUCAUUUUCACUGCCCCAAUUUUAAGAGCUUUAGGACAGGAAGAAGCUAUUUCAGAAGCGGCAGGAACUAUUGCUGACUGGUUAAUUCCUGUGCUCUAUGCAUUCGGUGUAUCAUUUACCUGCCAAAUGUUCCUCCAAGCACAAAGCAAGAACAUGAUUAUUGCAUAUGUGGCAGCCUUUUCUCUAUCAAUCCACGUGCUUCUCUCAUGGCUUUUAACAGUGAAAUACAAAUAUGGAAUUCCUGGUGCCAUGAUUUCUACAAUCUUGGCUUUUUGGCUUCCCAAUGUUGGCCAACUUCUGUUUGUUCUUUGCGGAGGCUGCCGGGAAACAUGGAAAGGUCUUUCAUCCUUGGCUUUCAAAGAUCUCUUGCCAAUUAUUAAGCUUUCAUUAUCAUCUGGUGCAAUGGUAUGUCUCGAGCUGUGGUACAACACCAUAUUGAUUCUUCUUACUGGAAACAUGAAGAAUGCAGAGGUUGCAAUUGAUGCUCUUUCUAUUUGCCUAAAUAUUAGUGGCUGGGAGAUGAUGAUUUCUCUUGGCUUCAUGGCUGCAGCAAGUGUACGAGUUGCGAAUGAACUUGGAAGGGGGAGCGCUAAAGCAGCAAAGUUCUCCAUAUGGUUUUCAGUUCUGACAUCUUUGGCCAUUGGAUUUGUGCUAUUCAUAUUCUUUCUCUUCUUUCGAGAACGUGUAUCUUACAUAUUCACCACAAGUCCUGAUGUGGCUGUAGCAGUUGGUCAGUUAUCGCCAUUGUUAGCAUUUUCCAUACUUCUGAACAGUGUUCAACCGGUUCUUUCUGGGGUUGCUGUGGGGGCUGGAUGGCAGGGAACUGUGGCAUGGGUCAACGUGGGUUGCUAUUAUUUGCUAGGCAUACCCAUUGGAGUGGUGCUUGGUUACGUUAUUAAAUUGCAAGUACAAGGUGUUUGGAUUGGAAUGCUAAUUGGUACGCUAGUCCAAACCAUUGUACUUGUUGUAAUCACAUUGAGGACAGAUUGGGAUCGACAGGUAUUGAUUGCACAACAACGAAUCAAUAGGUGGUUUAUACCAUCUGAAAAUGACAAUAGAUCCGAAUCUCUCUGAUAUAUUUGAUGUUUUCGUCUUUUACUUUGUCAUUAAAACUAAAUUAAAUGCUUAAUUGCAGCACAACAAUAAUUAACUCUACAUUAUUCUGUAGAAUGCAAAUGAUUGAAAAAGGAAGAAUUAUUAUAAAUAUGUUUACUAGACUAUUUUGAUC